This is a messenger RNA of Rotaria socialis, 474 nucleotides long. NCBI's taxonomy places the organism in Eukaryota, Metazoa, Rotifera, Eurotatoria, Philodinida, Philodinidae. The record is from the annotation of a GenBank genome assembly.
AUGUACCACCAUCCACACUUUACCUACAACCAGCAACAACACGGAAAUCCAUCGAAUAUUAGUACAAAAAAUCAACAACUAACGACAUCAGGUGACGCGCAUCCACUUAUCAAGAAUAGAGCACGUCAUCAAUGUACUCAAAAUGGCGUCACGCCAAUGGAAAGCGAUGAUAACGAAGAACAAUUUAUUACAGUUAUCAAAAAGAAAAAAAAGAAAAACUCAACCUCGUCAUGUAACACGGACCAGUCGACAUCGUCAUCAAACACAGAUAGUGGGACAUCAAAUGGUAAACCACCACAUAAAGCAAUCUCAGCCAACAGUCAAGCACAAACUCGUACAAAUGAAUAUACAUCAACAAAUACGAAAGCUAGUACAACGGAAAUAUCGGAUCAAUCACGUCGUUCGCAGAAACGCGUUUUGCAUUUCCUCCAUUCGUUAUCAAGUUCCACAAUGAUGUCGAUGAAAAAACCAUAA